Messenger RNA from Paramuricea clavata, 663 nucleotides. Lineage: Eukaryota; Metazoa; Cnidaria; Anthozoa; Malacalcyonacea; Plexauridae. The record is from the annotation of a GenBank genome assembly.
AAAGCCUUUGAUUCCGUUUCUCACAACAUCAUUUGCAAGAAGUUAGGAAAAACCAACAUUAAUCCAUAUGUAAUAAAUUGGAUUAGAAAUUUUUUGACUGAUAGGAGACAAAGAGUAAUAGUAAACGGAAUAGAAACAAAUUAUGUAGACAUAAACAAAGGAGUACCGCAAGGCACAGUUCUUGGACCAUUUCUAUUUUCCUUAAUGAUAAAUGAUCUAACAGUCAAAGAUCCAAAUAACAACAUACUAGUCAAAUUUGCAGAUGAGAUGACUGUUAGCGCUCCAGUGAAAAAUAAUUAUGACUCCGCACUAGCUGAGGUAGACAAUAUUGAAAAAUGGACGGAAACAAACAGAAUGUCAUUAAAUCUAGAUAAAACAUGGGAAAUGGUUGUAAGUGGCAAAUCAACAACUCCUUUACCAGAACCAAUAACGGGUAUCGAACGCAAGACUUGGCUGAAACUAUUGGGAACCACACUGCAGAAUGAUCCAAAUUGUUGGGACCUUCAAGUUAAUAAUUUGAUAUCUAAAGCUAGUAGUCGAAUGCACAUCUUGAGAAUAUGCAGAUCGUAUGGCUACUCUAAAAAAAAAUUUAACAAUUCUCUUCGACGCACUUAUUAUGUCUUUAUUUUCUUAUGGAAUCGAAGUAUGGGGUUCUGCACUUGA